Molecule: messenger RNA, 1399 nt
Organism: Galendromus occidentalis (western predatory mite)
Lineage: Eukaryota; Metazoa; Arthropoda; Arachnida; Mesostigmata; Phytoseiidae
Product: trypsin-1-like
Exons: 6
Coding region: 107-1399 (430 amino acids)
Biological process (GO): proteolysis
Molecular function (GO): serine-type endopeptidase activity
Source: RefSeq, a predicted model, not a curated record
GGCAGACAAUACCACGUUAUUCAGGAGAUUUGACAGCUCCGUCCAUUCCCCUAGGAAGUCUAUUGCGAGAGAGAGAGGGGUUCCAUCCAGUCUAUCUUCCCGAUCAAUGAUGUUCAGAUUCGGCAAUUUGUGUCUGUGCUUCAUUUGGAUAAACGUGUUCGCGUGCCUCGCUGGAUCGCUCGGAGAACCUCUCUUCGGGGAAUUCGGAAGACGCCCGGGACCGUGGAAUCCGGACGUAGUCAUUCCUCAUCGGGAUUACCUCAGACCUCGGAUCCCCAGUGGAAAACUUGAUUAUGAGAAGUCCGGAGCCGUCGACAACAACAACAACCUCAGGCUUGCUGACAUAGAAGAAGGACUGGGCCUGGAUAGGGAUCGGAAACAAGAUUCCGGGAUACUGAAGCGAUUCCUGAACGCCGCGCGUUACGCCAUCUCUUUCCCCAAGACAUGCGAGUACGACAACGAGACGCAUCCUUGCGGAUUCGGUGCCUCUUGUUGGGUAGACGGGAAGAGUCCCUUGAACCUUUGCGGCGGCGGACUUGUAUGGGCCUGCUGCGUUCCGCUAAUAAUUGCACCCGGUGUUCCGAGGGGCGAGAUUCUGCCCGCGGAUACUCCGUGCGGUAAGAAACAUCUAUUCCGAGGGAGAAUAAUCGGUGGACAUCCCGCGACGUUCGCGGAACAGCCCUGGCAGGUGGCUUUGAUGAAGCGCACUUUCUAUGGUCACACUUUGCAAUGCGGGGGCAGUCUCAUAAACAAGAAGUUCAUCCUGACCGCAGCGCACUGUGUUUACAGGAGAGACGCGUCUCUCAUGAGAGUGAGACUCGGAGAACUCAAUCUGGAUGACUUCUCAGAACCGUAUGUGCACGAAGAAUAUCUGAUCAAGAGGAUCAUAAUCCAUGAGAACUACGACCACACGAGUUUUUACAACGACAUCGCUCUUCUCGAAAUGACGGAACGCGUUCGGUUCAGAAGACAUAUUAUCCCUAUAUGUCUGCCGCAGAGCGGUGACACUUUCGUCGACAAGACGGUGACGGUCGCUGGAUGGGGCAGCGUGCAAUUCCCCUCAAGGAAGUCCUCGCCCAUCCUACGGAAAGUUGAUCUUCGAGUUCUGGACACGGAUAUCUGCCGCCGUUGGUACUCGUCUUACCACGGGGCCUCAAGACUCGAUGAAUCAACGUUGUGCGCCGGUUAUAAGGCCGGAGGGAAAGACACAUGUCAAGGCGAUUCCGGGGGUCCUCUGUGGUCGGAAGAAAGCGGUUGGGCCCAGCUGAUAGGAAUCGUUUCUUGGGGCGUUCAGUGUGGUAUGCCGAGAAAGCCGGGAGUAUACACGAGGGUUACCAAUUACCUGGAUUGGAUAGGCGGCCACUUAGAGGAUCAGAGCCAGAGAAAUAGAUCAUGUUGA